Meriones unguiculatus (Mongolian gerbil) is the source of this 7555-nucleotide messenger RNA. It is a transcript of the gene Tasor, whose product is annotated as transcription activation suppressor. The transcript has 24 exons. Gene Ontology annotation, biological process: protein localization to heterochromatin; negative regulation of gene expression, epigenetic. The record is from RefSeq and is a predicted model, not a curated record. Gene Ontology annotation, molecular function: chromatin binding. NCBI's taxonomy places the organism in Eukaryota, Metazoa, Chordata, Mammalia, Rodentia, Muridae. The coding region runs from base 131 to 5044 and encodes 1637 amino acids. Gene Ontology annotation, cellular component: nucleoplasm; heterochromatin.
UGCGGAGGCCCCCGCGGCGGCAGGGCCGGGCGGGCCGCGACGAGCUCGGCCGCGGGGCGCCCGCCGCCCCUCCCCCCGCGCCCGUCGACCUUGUGGGCGGAAGCCUGCCGGAGCCGCCGGCGCCCGCGCGAUGGCGACUGCCGCGCAGCCCGAGGCCUCUUCGACGGACGCGAGCCGGCAGAGCCACCGCGGCGGCGGGGACGACGGGAUGAAGCCUGCGUUUCCGGAGCGCGAGUCCUCCCCACAAGAUGGCGGCGGCGGCGGCGUUGGCGGCGGCCUCUCCGCCGCGGAGCCCCAGGAGACCGCGGCCGCCGGGCCCGCCCGGAGCCACGGGCACGAGCCGCCCCCGCACACCUCCGAGGCGGCCGCCCUGCCCCCCGGCGCCGAGGAGCCGGAGAGGCCCGUUAGGCGGAGUUUUCAGAUCCCCAGGAAGAGCAGAGAAAAGAAAGCACUUUUCCAGCCGUUAACUCCAGGCUCUCGAGAAUUUGAAGAUGUUUUAAAUAUUCUCCAUUCAUCUUACCUUGAACCAUCCUCAGUAACAAAUUUUAAGUAUAGACGAGCUUGCUUGAUACGUAAUGAACUUUUGGAAAAAGAGUUUACAGAAAAAAGAAGAGAACUGAAGUUUGAUGGUCGUUUGGAUAAGGAACUUUCAGAAUCUUACGCAUUUCUCAUGGUUGAUCGAUACCAGGUUCAAAGCAUAUGUGAAAAAGGAUUGCAGGUGGGCCAAUCCAAAAUAACUAUUCUUGGCAGUCCUUCCAUGGGUAUCUAUCUUUGUAGGUAUGCAGAUCUCUUACAGUCUAAUCCUUUGGAAGCUGGGGCAGUAGGCGAUGUUGUUAUUUUUAAAAUAAUGAAGGGUAAAAUAAAGAGUAUUUAUGAUCCUCUGAGUGUAAAGAGCUUGGAACCUAUGUUAAGUAAAAAUACUUUGGAUCCUACACCAAAGCAUGAAUGUCAUGUGUCUAAAAAUGCCAGUAGAAUUACAUCCCUUUUGGCUUACAGAGCCUAUGAGCUUACUCAGUAUUAUUUUUAUGAAUAUGGCUUUGAUGAACUAAGACGAAGACCAAGACAUGUUUGUCCAUAUGCAGUUGUGUCUUUUAUUUACAAAGAUGAUAUACCAACUCCAAAGUUUGUGUCUUCACUGAGAUCUAACAGCUUUAAUGCAGAUAGAAACAUAGAUAAGUUUAACUACACCUUGUGGAAAGGACAACUUUUAAAUAAAGGAAAGCUUCUGUGUUAUAUUUCUUUGAGGUCAGCCACUCGUGCGUUUUUGCCUGUCAAGCUUCCUGAGAAGUUAGAUGUUGAAACAGUUAUGAGUCUUGAUUAUUUGAAACAGAAAAUUCCGCCUGCAUUGUUUUAUAAAGACACAUACGUGGGUCCCAAUGAAGUUUUAAAGAAUGGGAUGUAUUGUAGCCUUUAUGAAGUUGUAGAAAAGACAAGAAUUGGAAGUAACAUGGAGUGUUUACUGCAAAAACUGGAGAAAGAAAAACUUGUUCUUGUUAAACCUUUAGGAGACCGAGGAUUCCUUUUUCUUCUCUCCUCUUACCAGAUGAUUUCUCCAUAUGAACAUCACACUCUCAAGUCUCGAAUGCUACAUGCUUUGUUUCUGUUUCAAGAACCUAGAUGCCUAAUUAUCACACAAAAAGGUGUAACGAGUACAGCACAACAGGAGAGGCAAGAGAACCUACCAGAUGUAUUAAAAAUGACUCAGUUUUUACAGUAUGCUUUGAUUCAAUGUAGAAAAGAAUUCAAAAAUAUAAAUACUAUAAAUUUUCAUUCUGUUGUUGAAAAGUAUGUAAGUGAAUUUUUUAAUCGAGGUUUUGGUUCAGGUAAGCGAGAGUUUUUCAUGUUUUCAUAUGAUUCGAGAUUAGAUGAUAGAAAAUUCCUAUACUCAGCACCAAGAAACAAAUCCCAUAUUGAUGACUGCUUACAUACCUACAUUUUUCAGCCAGAAAGGUAUCAGUUACCUAUUUUUAAAUUAAAGGAGUUAUUUGAAGAAAAUCGAAAACGUCAGCAAUUUAGUCCACUUUCAGAUUAUGAAGGUCAAGAAGAGGAACUGAAUGGUUCAAAAAUGAAAUUUAGAAAACGGAAUAACUCAAGGGGUGAACCUACUGAACCUGGACAGCAGAAGUCAUCUCAUUCUUUGGACUAUGAUAAGGAUAGAGUCAAAGAAUUGAUUAAUUUAAUUCAGUGUACGAAAAAAAAUGUGGGAGGGGACCCAGAUAUGGAAGAUAUGAAAAGCAAAAAUGUCCUGAAGAGGAAGCUUGAAGAUCUGCCUGAAAAUAUGAGAAAAUUUGCCAAAACCAGUAAUUCAUCUGAAAAUUACCAUCUAUAUGAAGAAAAUCCACAGUCCAUUGGCUUACUUGGACAUGAUCCUAACUUGACCCUGCAGCAGGAGGAUACGUGUAACACUGGAGACAUCCAUAAGCUUUAUAAUUGGCUAUCAGAAGCACUAGCAAAUGCGCGACACUCAGAUGCAUUCCUGACAGAUACAGUCAACAAGGCCUUAGGGUUGAGUAGCAGUGGUAGCUAUGAAGAGCUAAAGCAAAAGUGUGAAAACAAGUUGAACCCUGCUUUAGAUAAGAAAGACUGUGAGCAGCCUGCUUGUACAAAAAUUGAAAAUGUGCAUUUUAAGGGUGCUCCGAGCCCGUUGCUAGAAGUUGAUGCAGCUCCUGUAAAGUAUCCUACUCUCCUUUCUACCAGUGAGGAUCCAAAUUUAAUUGUCAAUAAUUUUGAAGAGUGCAGUCUCUGUUCCACUGUUUCCAUUGAGCAUGGAUUUCUUAGACAGCCUUCUAAGUCAAAUGAUGAUGAAGAGACAGAAAUACAUUGGAAAUUGAUUCCAAUUACAGGAGGAAAUGCAAGAAGCCCAGAAGACCAGCAUGGGAGACAUGGUGAGAAACAAGCACCAGGAAUGAAAUCACCAGGAGAACAACUGGUGUGUCUACCACCAUCGGAGGCUUUUCCUAAUGAUCCCCGGUUAAUAAAUAGAGAAAGAAGUUCUGAUUACCAGUUUCCAUCCUCUCCGUUUACAGACACUGUAAAGGGCACCACUGAGGAGGACCUGUUAACAGGUCAGGUGAUAACAGUGGAAGAACAGUGUGUGCCUGCAGCAGAGCCUCCUACAGUGAGCGAAACAACAGAGAAUACAGUGUUAGGAGAGUUCCAUCUCUUUUCUAGAAAGAUAGAAGAGAUUUUAAAGCAAAAGAAUGUUUCAUAUAUUAGUACAAUUUCCACACCUAUCUUUUCAGCGCAAGAAAAGAUGAAUCGCCUUUCUGAGUUCAUAUAUUCUAAGACUUCUAAAGCUGGUGUACAGGAAUUUGUAGAUGGUUUGCAUGAAAAACUAAAUACUAUUAUUAUUAAAGCAUCGGCUAAGCGUGGAAUUUUGCCUCCAGUAAGCCCAAACCAUUCUUAUGCUUCAGCAGCAUUGAGUACUCUGGGAAAGCGUGUUGUAUCAAUUUCCUCAAGUGACUUCAACAAUAAAGACCUUUUCGAGCCACUCUGUUCUGAACCUUUAAAUGGUAACAGAUCUAAUGAACAGCUUUCAUCUUCAGUUGAAGUAGAAAUGAACCAACCACGCCACUGCAAAGAGUUAAUGUUGACUUCUGACCACACUGUCCCUGGUGAUACUGCCCUGGAACUCGCAGAAAAAGAAAGAACAAAAUCACCUAGUGAUAUAACGAUUUCUGCACAACCAGCUCUGUCAAAUUUUAUAAGCCAGUUAGAACCUGAGGUAUUUAAUAGUUUGGUUAAAAUCAUGAAAGAUGUCCAGAAAAAUACUGUGAAAUUUUACAUUCAUGAAGAAGAGGAGAGUGUGCUUUGCAAAGAAAUAAAGGAAUAUCUUACCAAAUUAGGCAAUACAGAAUGUCAUCCAGAUCAGUUUUUGGAAAGAAGAUCAAACUUGGAUAAACUACUGAUUAUUAUUCAAAAUGAAGACAUUGCAGGUUUUAUUCACAAGGUACCCGGCUUGGUGACUUUAAAGAAGCUCCCAUGUGUUAGUUUUGCUGGUGUUGAUAGCCUGGAUGAUGUUAAAAAUCAUACAUACAAUGAGUUAUUUGUAUCUGGUGGCUUUAUUGUGUCUGAUGAAUCAAUUCUAAAUCCAGAGGUUGUCACAAUUGAGAGCCUUAAAAUUUUUUUGACAUUCCUUGAAGAACUUAGUACUCCAGAAGGGAAAUGGCAAUGGAAAAUCCACUGUAAAUUCCAGAAGAAACUAAAGGAACUGGGCAGAAUGAACACUAAAGCUCUGAGUCUGCUGACUCUUUUGAAUGUCUAUCAGAAGAAACAUCUGGUUGAGAUUUUGUCUUAUCACAGUUGUGAUUCACAAAGUCGAAAUGCUCCAGAAAUGGACUGCCUUAUCAGGCUUCAGGCUCAGAACAUACAGCAGCGACACGUAGUCUUUCUAACAGAGAAGAAUAUCAAGAUGGUUUCCAGUUAUACAGAUAAUGGAAUUGUAGUUGCAACUGCUGAAGACUUUAUGCAAAACUUUAAAAGUCUUGUGGGCUAUCACAACUCAGUCACAGAAGAAAAUCUUCCGCUGCUUGGUGCUAAUGAGAAUCUUGAGUCACAGUCAGCUCUUUUAGAAAACGAUGAAAAGGAUGAAGAGGAUAUGUCUCUGGAUUCAGGGGAUGAUAUCUCACAUAUAGAAGUAUUCAGCAGUUUUCAUUCAGAAAUAUUGGCGAGAGAGACCAAAGGAUCAAGUGGAACAGAUCAAAAAAAGAAUAUUCAAAUUGAAUUGCAGUCAUCUCUUGACAUGCAAAACAGUUUAUUAGAAGAUAAGACUUACCAAAUUGAUUGUGAAGAGAAAGCUCCUAUUGAUAGAAUAUGCGCUGAAGGAGAAAACAGCAGUUCAGCACAACAAGAUUCGUAUAGCAACUUUCAGGCUUCCCAAAAUCAAUCAGAAAUGUCCCAUAAAUGUAGUCAUUUUAAUGUUCUCACUCAUCAGACGUUUCUGGGAACACCAUAUGCCCUUUCACCAACUCAGUCUCAAGAAAAUGAAAAUUACUUUUUAUCUGCUUACAAAAACUUGGAGAGAGAGAAAUCUCCACUAAGUUAAGGAUGUGUUCAAAGAGAAAUUACAGUAACUCAAAAAAAUAGGUUAUUGUGGACUUUUUUUCAGUUUCUUAAAAGUGAAUUGAUGAUUUAUAAACAAGUUUCUUGGCCUUUCUGAAAUGGUUUUUUUUUUUUCCUUUCCCAUGUAAAUCAUGAUGGCCUGUAACAUUUGAAGCAUCUGAGAAUUGAAAUAAAUAUAUUUUUUGGACAUAUUGUAAUCAGAUUAUCUCAUGUUGGCACCUGUCAGUUUCACAUUUGUUACCUGUACUUGGGCUUCAAAUUAAAGUGUGUUUUAUAUGUAAAUUUUGAUGUUUUUAAAAGAACAGUAAAUAGUAAUGACUUUAAUGUCAGAUGAUAAUUAAUUUUGCUGAAAUGUCAACUAUUUAUUUUGAUUAAAGCUUUUAUAUAGUGUUUUUACGUAUGUAUAUGCCAGCAGUGUAAAUAUUUAUAAGAUUUUGGCUCAGUACCUCAAGCUAUAUCUAACAGUGCAAGUAGCAUUUUCUUAAUCUUUAGGCUUAGCUAUGGAAAAAUUUAUUUCACUUAAAUUUUGGUCAACCUUUUGAAAUCUUUGAUAAAUACUGUUUUGUAUGAUCCUUUAGUGUUUUGUUUUGUUUUGUUUUUUUAUAAAAUUGGCAUCUGUUUUCAAUGGUAUUGGAGAACUUGGAGCAGAUCGUUGAGGUGGUCUUAAUUAGAACUAGUUAGGCACUUUAAUACUAUACUAAAUCUUCAUAUAAAGUAUAUGGUGGAGAUAGAUCUUAACCUCUCAUAACUCAUAUCUCUUGCCUAUUACUAAUGCUAACUUCAACAUUGUGAAAACUGACAUCUCCAUUUUAAUAUGAUGAAAAUAAAAUUUGUAGGAAAGGUAAACCAGAAUUCUAAAAUGAAUUUGUGUUGUUUCAGUAAGAGUAUUUCAGUGUGUUAAUAGUACUUCUCAUGCCCUAAAACAACUUCACAGAACAAAUGAGCAACAUAGUUAAGUCUAAAGGAACACUGUUAACAGGUCAGGAGUCUCCAGAUCUGCUAUGGUAAGUAGAACAUACUUUGACCUCCUAAUAUGCCAGAGACCAGUUGUUUUUUGUUUUGUUUUUUUUAACUAUAAGCUGUUUUAUUGUAUUUUUUAAAAAUACACCAUUUUACUACAUAACGUAAAGUUGUUCAUUGGGUGCUUGAAAAUGCAGCUGCGUGGUGAGCAUAUUUAAAACGAAGAACUAAAAUUAUCUUCUUGGUUUGCAGUUAAGGGUAUGAGAUUCGUUUCCAACUCCUUUUGUUUCUGGAGAAGACCCUGCAAUCACAUUGAUAUUUUAGUGAAGGUAUACAUAGCCAACCUAAAUAUUUUUUCUAUUUUAUAUUUCUCUUAAUCUAUGAUAGAGAAAAAUUAUUGAGCUCAGGAUAAAACUGUUAUUGGACAUAGCUCAAGUUUCAACUUUUUAAGUAAUUCUUGUAGUAAACCUUCUCAUUUGGGUAUUGUCUAGAGUAAUUUCUACUAUAAAACCAGAGAUAAUUUCUUUUAUUUUACCACUCUCAAGUGCUCUUAACAUCAUGAGAAGACACAGUGAGAGUCUUAACAUUCCCAGUGUUUAUCUUUGCUCUGCUGAAAUUGUGUAAGGGUUAUGGUGAAAUGAAAUGUGAACACCACAUUCCUUUUUCUUGCUCCUUUGUGUCAGUUACCCAGGCUGAGUCAUGAGCUCAAGCCAGCUUGUAAGUAGAUGUAGCACUUAAAGGGCACAAUUUAAAUGGUCUGAGCAGGGGUGGUUUUCCAGCUUUAGGAAGGGUGAUAAAGAAUAAGGAACACACAAGCCAAAUUUACCCCAAAUACAGUGUAAUAGGCCCCUGCCAGGUUUCAGCACAUUACCAGGUCUUAUUUUUGCCUGUGUAAAAGGUAGUUAAAAAAGCUUAUGCAAAAAUCACAGGAAUGUGUGUUAGGAGGGAAGUGUGGUAAACAGUUACAUGUAUAAUUUCAUUCUUUGAACAGAUCUGUUCUGUUCUGAACUUUAAAAACAACCAGGGACCAUUCAUGGAGAUAACCUAGAAUCCCCGCACAGAUGUAGCCCAUGGUAGUUCAGUGUCCCAAGUGGGUCUGGGUUCCAUAGUAAUGGAGACAGGGACUGUCUCUGACAUGAACUGAUUGGCCUACUUUUUGACCACCUCCCCCUGAGAGGGGAGCAGCCUUACCAGGCCACAGAGAAAGACAAUGCAGCCACUCCUGAUGAGACCUGACAGACUAGGAUCAGAAGGAAGGGGAGGAGGACCUCCCCUAUCAGUGGACUGGAGGAGGGGCAUUGAUGAAAAAGGGGGAGGGAAGGGUGAGAUUGGGAGGGAGGGAGCUACAGGUGGGAUACAAAGUGAAUAAACUGUAAUUUAAUAAAAAUAAAAAAUUAUAAGAAAAUUAAAGAAUGGACCAUAUUGGUUAAAAUUUAUUAAAGCGUAAUUGUUUCCUUUGUUCAUUUUAGCACUUUAUUGUGUUUUGAUGUUUAAAUGUACAUAUUUUUAAAUAAAAGUUGUCUUACUAUCGGAA